AUGCAGCUCACCAAAGCGAUCCUGGCCCUGGCUCUCAUUGUAUCUCCCAUCUUUGCAGCGCCUACAGAUGUCGGCGAAGAAAUCGUCAGCACGAAGCUGGAAGCGCGGAGUCCCAAGGUUGUGUGCAAGCCAGAAAAGAACGCAAGCAAUGUAAAAGAAUUCGAGGUGGAUGUUACAGAGGCCGAAAAACUGGCUAAAAAGAUUGGGUGGAAAACCGACCCUACUAAGAGCGACUACCCACAUCCCUUUGGAGACAAGGAAAAGCUCUGGGCGAAUAUUCCUCUGGAGGCGAACAAGUGUAACAGCAAGACGCGUAUGCUUGAGUACCCAGUCUAUUGGACGACGUCAAAGACCAAGGAGUGGGACCCCAAGAAGAAGAAGAAGGAGCAAAACAAGACUCCUAUCCGAAUUGUCUACAGCAACUUGAAUGGUGCUCUUCAUUACUGUGGAGCCAUGAUCCAUGAAACAGUGUCAAAGGAUUUCUCUGGCUCUGGCGACUUCAUACUAUGCCACUAG
Aspergillus pseudotamarii is the source of this 516-nucleotide messenger RNA. Its product is annotated as Ribonuclease/ribotoxin. The transcript has 2 exons. Gene Ontology annotation, molecular function: RNA nuclease activity; RNA binding. Bases 1 to 516 code for a protein of 171 amino acids. The record is from RefSeq and is a predicted model, not a curated record. Lineage: Eukaryota; Fungi; Ascomycota; Eurotiomycetes; Eurotiales; Aspergillaceae.